CCGGGAGGAGCACUACAGCAGCUGGGAGUUCCCCAAGUGGAUCCCCUCCUCCAGCGACUGGCACCUCGUUCCUCAGAGUGACGUGGAGAAGUACCUUCCUCAGGAGCUCCAGUCUGCGGCCUUCAGAGUGUCCAGAGACGGCCUCAGUGAGGAGGGGGAGACGCCUCUGCAGAGACUCAGCAGGUUCUCUGCGGUGCCGGCUCACUCGGAGCGCUGGGACAUGCUCCUGUUUGCGGGGGGGCCGGUGUGGGCCAUGGAGUGGUGUCCGACCCCUGAUGGAGCUCCGGCCUCGCAGUACCUCGCUGUUUCCUGCCACCGAGGGAUGGACGACCAGCACGUUUUCAACAAGACGUACGGAGGCCCCGCCCUGCUCCAGCUGUGGGACCUCGGCCUGCUGAAGUACAACUGCAG
Molecule: messenger RNA, 411 nt
Organism: Notothenia coriiceps (black rockcod)
Lineage: Eukaryota; Metazoa; Chordata; Actinopteri; Perciformes; Nototheniidae
Gene: gtf3c2
Product: general transcription factor IIIC, polypeptide 2, beta
Exons: 3
Biological process (GO): transcription by RNA polymerase III
Cellular component (GO): transcription factor TFIIIC complex
Source: RefSeq, a predicted model, not a curated record